AUGUCUCGAGCGCUCGGGGCUGCAUUUCUAAGCCAUCAAGUCGAACAGCUGGAAAAAUCGGUUACACGUGGGCCAGCAUCUGGAAACUGGAGAGACCGUCGUCAUCCGCAAGCCGACUUGGGUAAUACCAACCGUCGCGGUGUUAUCAAUCAUACACCCAAGCAGCGCCCAUCUUCAGGCAAUAGGUCUGCGAAGAAGUCUGUCGCUGAAGCUGUACCUGAAAGAGAGCACAGUGAAGCCAGGGUGCAAAAGCCCAGGAAAUCGAGCCAGGAGGCCAGGGGUGACAAGGAUGCAGAUAUAGUAGUGGUCGAUGCGAGCGUAUUGGUACACGCCCUCCACCAGGUGAAGAAAUGGUGCAGAGAUGGACGUGAUGAAAUCGUUAUUGUACCCCUUGAAGCCUUGAAUACUCUUGAUUUACUCAAGAAGGGAACGAGUCCUCUCGCCCAGCGCGCGCGGUCAGCUUCACGAAUUUUAGAGGCUCAAGUUGGCACAAAUCCUCGUAUCCGUGUCCAGCGGGAUGAUGCCUUCGUUCCGUGGGACCGCAUCGAGUUCAAGGACAUGUCACCUGAUGAUGCUAAGGACAAAGCUAUGUUACAGUCGCUGCACCUCUCUGGUUCUCCAGAGUGGGUUCGGCGCAUGAUUUGUUGCGCCCGUUGGGAAGUUGAUCACGUCUCUGAAACUCGUGCUUCAACGAGCGACAAACUGAAAGUCGUUCUUGCUAUCCUUUCCCCUUCUGCUACUCCAGUUCAGGUCUGUCGAACUGAUGCAAUGCCCGAAGUAUCAUCUCCGGUACCCCUUCCAGCUCCAAGUCCACACACUCAUAAAUACGAGCCUCGUUCAGCUGGCCUGUUGAUUGGACACUGGGCUACCCGGGCUGGUAUCACUCUCUUAGAAGUGGAACCUUCCGCAGCACCACUCGUUCCACCUUCAUCGAACCAUCCUCGUAAUCUUGAUGAUGACGAUAGAGGAAAACGACAGGCCGGUCGAGGCAGACGUAAUUCCCAUACCGCUCAGGGGGGUCUUCCUGUCGCUCGAGGCACCGGGCUAGUGGAGCGCCCUGCUGCCGUUAUGCAAAUGAUGGAAGUGAUCUCUCAGCCUAGCAAGGUCGUCCGCGUUCUUGCUCGAGGCGAGAAACUAGAACCAGACCCAUAA
Suillus fuscotomentosus is the source of this 1152-nucleotide messenger RNA. RefSeq lists its product as uncharacterized. The coding region runs from base 1 to 1152 and encodes 383 amino acids. The record is from RefSeq and is a predicted model, not a curated record. Lineage: Eukaryota; Fungi; Basidiomycota; Agaricomycetes; Boletales; Suillaceae. The transcript is spliced from 2 exons.